AUGUUAGAAAAAAAGUUUGCUGACAUUGACAAGAAAUUUGAGAAUGUUUUAAACAAGAACAAGAGGAAGUUAGAAAAUGCUCAGAUAAAACCCAUACAUGACAAGUUCUUAUUUGCUCAGAAUGGUAUAACAGGUCUAAUCGCACCACCUGGGUCGGGUAAGACUUUCACUUAUCUUAAAAUGGCUGCACAACAACAAGAACUAGAUGAGAAGAACCCAUUCUAUGAGUUAGUAGUCAUUUGUAGUACUUCUGGUCAAUUUGACCAAACCGUAAAUUCGUUCAAAGAUAUUAUAAAAAAGUCUAAGUUAGUAUGUAUAAAAGACUCUGAGUUGUUGGAUUGGAUAAAGAAGUACCAAAGAAGAGUUUUGAAGUACAAUGCUAUAAAUGAGUAUAUAAAUUCUAAGUUUAAAGACCCAAAUGAGGAAAUGCAGAGAAUAUUAGAGAAGAAACACUUCAGAAACAAACAGAAAGAGAUAGAAUACAUUUCGAAGAAAUUGCAAUCUUACGAUUGGAAGACAUACCCUCAUAGAUGUCUUCUUAUCUUAGAUGAUUUCGCCUCUCAUCCUUUGCUUAAGAAUAGAGAACAAGAUAU
Messenger RNA from Trichomonas vaginalis G3, 593 nucleotides. RefSeq names its product protein of unknown function, DUF4106 family. Gene Ontology annotation, molecular function: ATP binding; hydrolase activity; DNA binding. NCBI's taxonomy places the organism in Eukaryota, Parabasalia, Trichomonadida, Trichomonadidae. The transcript has a single exon. The annotation marks the transcript as partial. The record is from RefSeq and is a predicted model, not a curated record.